CAAAAGAUUCCAUUACUCCCAAUUUGAUCAAAUCAAAUCAAAACCAAGAGGAAGAAGAAGAUGACUAGCUCUGUUCCACCACCAUCAUCUUCAUCUCACAACGUCUUCGUCUACGGUAGCAUUCUAGAACCCGCCGUCGCCGCCGUGAUCCUUGAUCGCACCGCCGAUACAGUCCCCGCCGUUCUCCAUAGCUAUCAUAGGUAUAAGCUUAAAGGUCUUCCAUAUCCAUGUGUUGUACCUUUUGAAUCAGGAAAAGUCAAUGGAAAGGUUAUAAUUGGAGUAUCUGAUGCUGAGUUAAACAACUUUGAUGUGAUUGAAGGAGUUGAGUAUGAGAGAGUAACAGUUGAAGUUGUGAGAGUGGACAAUGGUGAGAAGAUGAAGGUUGAAACUUAUGUUUGGGUUAAUAAAGAUGAUCCUAGGAUGUAUGGAGAAUGGGAUUUCGAGGAAUGGAGAGUGGUUCACGCGGAGAAAUUCGUGGAAACGUUUAGGAAAGUGUUGGAAUGGAACAAGAAUCCAAAUGGGAAGAGUUUAGAAGAAGCUGUAGGACCAUUGGUAUUGUCUGAUGAUUGAUUGUUUCAUGAUGAACAUACAUACAUGACUCAAGAUUAGCUGCUAAAUCUUGGCAGAAGAAGAAUGAAGUGUUUUGAAAUUAUGUGUUUGUGUGUUGUUUGGUAUUUAAACUGAGUUCUUCUAAUGUGUUGUUGUGGAGAUAUCUUGUUUGGUAUUUUCUGAUUUCUGAAGUAUGUAUAAUCCAAACACUGAGAAACUAUUAUAAACAAGAUUACAAUA
Molecule: messenger RNA, 789 nt
Organism: Capsella rubella
Lineage: Eukaryota; Viridiplantae; Streptophyta; Magnoliopsida; Brassicales; Brassicaceae
Product: protein AIG2 C
Exons: 5
Coding region: 61-570 (169 amino acids)
Source: RefSeq, a predicted model, not a curated record